AUGGCUGAAGACUUGUCCGAGAAAAAGUUUGCCGGCGUCGUCGGUGAAAGCCCCGUCGUCUUUGCGACCGCGUCGUCGUCGUCCGACAACGAGAACGGCGCUCCGCAACAUGCUGCCGUCCCCGACGAUGUCGACCCGGCGUUUCACAAAGCCGCCAUGUGGAAGGCCGACAUCUGGCUCGUCGGCUUCUACUCGCUCGUCUACGUCUUCCGCGUCAUCGACUCGGCCAACUACUCCAAUGCCGCCAUCAUCAACCUCGAGGCCGGCACCGGCAUCAAGAAGGAGCUCAACCUCGACCCGUCGCAGUGGGCCUGGACGCUGUCCAUCUUCUCGUACAGCUACCUCAUCUUUGAGCCGUCCAACACGCUGCUGCUCAAAAUCUUCCGGCCCUCGCGCUGGAUGUUUGUCCUCAUCUUCUUCUGGGGCGCCGCGGCGUGCUCGUCGGCGGCCGCGCAGAGCUUUGGAGGCAUGAUGGGCGCGCGGUUCGCCAUUGGCGCCGCCGAGGCCGGCUUCUACCCGGCCGUCCUCUACCACAUGGCCUUUUGGUACAAGCCCGCGGAGCUGCCCAACCGCAUCGCCUUCUUCUACUCGGUCGGCCAGCUCUCGAGCGCCCUGUCCGGCCUGCUGGCCUACGCCGUCAGCUUCAUGGACGGCCUGCAGGGCAUCUCCGGCUGGCGCUGGCUGUUCAUCAUCGAGGGCCUGCCGGCCACUGUCUUGGCCGUGAUUGCCCUCAUCUGGCUGCCCGAUUACCCCGAGUCGGCCUGGCACUUGAACGAAAAGCAGCGCCAGUAUCUGAGCGGCCGCCUGGGCGAGCGGGCGCCCACCGGCUGGGGCAAGAACUGGGACUGGAAGGCGCUGAAGCGGCUCUUUUCCGACCCGACCUUUUACACCUUUAGCGUCUACUGGAUCGGCCACGGCAUUGGCGGAUUCGGCAUCAGCUAUGCGCUGCCGACCGUCAUUUACGAGCUGGGUUUUACCACCACCACCAACUCGCAGCUGAUGAAUAUUCCUCCAUACGUUGCUACGUUCCUGUUCCUGAACACCCUCGGCUACCUUUUGCAAAAGAAGAUUAUCCGGCCCUGGACGACAGCCGUGGGAAUCGCCUCCACCAUCAUCGUUUGCUACAUCAUCUUGUUCACUGUCCACAACAACGUCGUCAAAUACCUCUUCCUGAUUGUCGCCGUCUCCUGUGCCGGCUCAGCCUACCCCGUCAUCUGGCCCGAGCGCAUGCGUGCUCUCGAAGGCACCGUCUCGUCCGGUAUCGGCAUCGGUUUCACCAACGCCAUGGCCCAGUUCAGCGGCAUUGCCGGUCCGCGCAUCUACAGCACUGUCUUUGGCCCCACCUACCAUGUUUCGUACGGUAUCUGUCUUAUAUUUUUGGUUGUCGACAUCACGGCCCUCCUGCUAUCGUGGUUCUUUGUCCAUCGCAAGGACAGGCGGGUUGCUGCUCUGGUAGCGAGUGAGGCCGCGGCGACUCAAACAGUAGCAGUAGUAUGA
Sporothrix brasiliensis 5110 is the source of this 1497-nucleotide messenger RNA. RefSeq lists its product as uncharacterized. Gene Ontology annotation, biological process: transmembrane transport. Bases 1 to 1497 code for a protein of 498 amino acids. The transcript is spliced from 3 exons. Lineage: Eukaryota; Fungi; Ascomycota; Sordariomycetes; Ophiostomatales; Ophiostomataceae. The record is from RefSeq and is a predicted model, not a curated record. Gene Ontology annotation, molecular function: transmembrane transporter activity. Gene Ontology annotation, cellular component: membrane.